CGGUCUGUCAUCCUUUGGCGGUUCCACUUUCGUCUGAACUUCUGGUCUGGAACCUUCCCCAUCCUUCUCCAAACAAAGGGCAAAGCCCGAAACAAAUCGUCGUAUCUGCAUCUAUUCUUCCAUCUUCCACCGAAAGAGUUGCGACGCGAGAGGAGGAGGAGAAGAAGAAUUGGAGCAAUGGCGGAAGAGCAGCAGCUGAGGCAGGACCUGGAGGAGCUUAGGCAUCUUGAGUCCAUCGCCAAAAGGCCUCGCGUCCUCUCCCUCCUCUCUUCCGAGAUCCGUAACCUCGACGCCACGUUGUCUAAAGUCACUGCGGCAGUUGCAGCAGCAGCAGCACAGCCUGCGGCUUCUGCGGAAAAGGCUCCUGCUGCUGCCAGCGCGUUGAAUUAUGUUACUCUCGGAUCGUUUAGCUGGGACCAAGACAAUGACAAGAUCAAG
Elaeis guineensis (African oil palm) is the source of this 438-nucleotide messenger RNA. NCBI's taxonomy places the organism in Eukaryota, Viridiplantae, Streptophyta, Magnoliopsida, Arecales, Arecaceae. The record is from RefSeq and is a predicted model, not a curated record.